This is a messenger RNA of Vicia villosa (hairy vetch), 1038 nucleotides long. Its product is annotated as IQ domain-containing protein IQM2-like. The record is from RefSeq and is a predicted model, not a curated record. Bases 1 to 1038 code for a protein of 345 amino acids. The transcript has 9 exons. NCBI's taxonomy places the organism in Eukaryota, Viridiplantae, Streptophyta, Magnoliopsida, Fabales, Fabaceae.
AUGCAGCAUGUCAAAGCCAGAACUGAUGGAAAUGUGAGACAACCAACUAGGCAAAGAGGUUUUCCUCAAAGACUCCAAGAUUGUGAGAUAUUCUAUGACAACAAAAUUAAUGAUGAUGGUGAUUUCGUCCAUUUUGCACUUAUGACCGAAUAUGAACCCGUUAAGAUGGGAGAGACCUUAGGUGAUCCAAAAUGGAUAGACCUUCAACUGCAUAAGUUUCUGUACAUUGAUUUUGCUGCCAUAUAUAUGGGGAUUUCUUUGCCAAUAGUACUGAGAUCUUCUGCAAUUCUUAUUCAACAAAACUGGUGGAAGCUUUUAGAUUCUGCUGAACUAAAGCACAGCUCUAUAUGUUUCUUUGACAUAGAGAACCAUGAAACUGCCAUUUCGCGUUGGUCUAGAGCUAGAACAAGAGCUGCUAAGGUUGGAAAAGGUUUAUCAAAAGAUUUCAAUGCUAGGAAACUCGCUUUGCUACAUUGGCUUGAAGCAAUUGAUCCACGACAUCGAUAUGGACAUAAUUUACACUUUUACUAUGAUAAAUGGCUCAAGAGUCAAAGCAUGGAGCCCUUUUUCUAUUGGUUAGAUAUAGGAGAAGGAAAGGAAAUAAAUCUUGAAAAGUGUUCUAGAGCUAAACUUCAACAACAGUGUGUUAAAUAUCUUGGUCCUAUGCUAAGAUUGUCUUAUGAAGUUGUUGUGGAAGAUGGAAAGUUAUUGUACAAGCAAUCAGGAGAGGUUCUUCAUACGAUAAAAGAAGGCUCAUGUUCCAAGUGGAUAUUUGUCCUUAGCACAUCUAAGAAUUUAUAUGUUGGUAAAAAGAAGAAAGGUUCAUUUCAGCAUUCUAGUUUUUUGGCUGGAGGAGCUGCAUCUUGUGCUGGAAGACUAGUCGUUGAACACGGUGUCUUGAAGGCUGUUUGGCCUCACAGUGGUCAUUAUCGUCCAACCGAAGAGAAUUUUAAGGAAUUUACUUCAUUCCUUGAAGAGAAUAAUGUGGACCUUUCCAAUGUGGAGAUGGCUCCGGUUAAUGAUGUAAUGCACACCUGA